AUGGAGGAUAAAUGGGAGCGUGUAUGUGCGCUUGAGCGAGAACAUGUAGAUCUAUACACACAAUUGCUGCGAGUACUGGAUGAGCUACAUCUGGAGCGUUCGAAUAGCAACCAUAAAGUUAUUAUCAAAGAUGAACAGGAAAAUCUUAUGAAAGUGAGGCGACAGAUGCAGUGCGGCCUCGAAGAAAGUGCUGCCAUAUUAAGGACACUACAAAGGGUAAAUCAACUGGACAAAGACGGGGAGCGAUCAUUGGAAGACUUAGUAGCUGAGAGAUUAAACUCACUAAUGGAGAGACAUUAUAGCACAGAGACUGAAUGCAUGCAAAUAAUCAACGCAAGACUUGAUGUUUCUACAAAGAUUUUCGAUGAGCAGAAGAAAUUCAUGAAACUUCGAGAAGAAUUACAAGAACUAGAUAAACUAUACGGUGAUCAAGGAUUAGAUGCACCUGCAAAACCAGCCAAGACAGCCGAACAGGAACAGCUUGAAAGAGAAAACGAGACAUUGCGUGAAUUGCUCGUAGCACUCCAAGUUUACUCAGGCUCUGGAGUAGUAUUAUAA
Nakaseomyces glabratus is the source of this 558-nucleotide messenger RNA. RefSeq names its product Mcm16p (gene MCM16). NCBI's taxonomy places the organism in Eukaryota, Fungi, Ascomycota, Saccharomycetes, Saccharomycetales, Saccharomycetaceae. The record is from RefSeq and is a predicted model, not a curated record.